Messenger RNA from Mobula hypostoma (lesser devil ray), 4429 nucleotides. RefSeq names its product UDP-N-acetyl-alpha-D-galactosamine:polypeptide N-acetylgalactosaminyltransferase 14 (GalNAc-T14) (gene galnt14). The coding region runs from base 293 to 1948 and encodes 551 amino acids. Gene Ontology annotation, biological process: protein O-linked glycosylation. The record is from RefSeq and is a predicted model, not a curated record. NCBI's taxonomy places the organism in Eukaryota, Metazoa, Chordata, Chondrichthyes, Myliobatiformes, Myliobatidae. The transcript has 15 exons. Gene Ontology annotation, molecular function: polypeptide N-acetylgalactosaminyltransferase activity. Gene Ontology annotation, cellular component: Golgi apparatus.
UCUCCCAUACACUCCAUCCCUCUUCGCCCUCAGCCCUCCCUCUCAUUCCCAUCCGUCCACAUCUGCCUCUCGCCCUCUUUCCCCUUGAAUUACCCUCCCUUCCUCAUCGAGCCCACCCCCACUGUCAUCACCCUCCUCCUUCGUCUCCUUCCCUUUGUCACAUCUGCCUCCUUCCCUUCCCCGGAGGGGGAGGGGAGAGGAGAGUGGGAGGGGACGGGACGGGACGGCAUGUCAUUGAGGCUCGGAACGGGGAGAGGAGAGCGGACCGACUGAAGAUUGGGGCCGCUCGGCAAUGCGGCGGCUCCGCAGAGCAGAGGUGUUGCUGCUCACCGCCGCCGCCGGGCUCGCCACCCUCCUGUACUGCCUGCAGCCCAGGCUCCGGCGCCGGCUGUGGGGAGCCGAGCGGGGAGAGUCCGGGGCAGCCGAUCUCCAGGAGGGGGACUUCCUGGAGGACUCUGAUGAACAGUUUGGGACCUUCGACGAGAGGAAAUACCUGGAGGCCAAACGCUGGAAGCCUGGUGAAGACCCUUACAAACUGUAUGCCUUCAACCAUCGAGAGAGUGGGCGGGUGCCCAGCAGUCGGGCGAUCAGGGACUCCAGGCAUUACAGGUGCUCCAUGCAGCAGUACAGCGCGGAGCUGCCCUCCACAAGCAUCAUCAUCACCUUCCACAACGAGGAGAGGGCCGCGCUGCUCAGGACCAUCCGCAGUGUGCUGAACCGGACUCCUGCCUAUCUCAUUCAGGAGAUCAUUCUAGUCGAUGACUUCAGUGAGGAUGAGGCGGACUGCCAGCUGCUGACCAGACUGCCCAAGGUGAGGUGUGUGAGGAACCAGCGACGGGAAGGACUGAUCCGGUCGCGGGUACGUGGGGCGGAUGAGGCUAAGGCAGAGGUGCUGACCUUCCUGGACAGUCACUGUGAGGUGAACAAGGACUGGCUGCUGCCACUCCUACAGAGAACCAAAGAGGACCCAACCUGUGUGCCCAGUCCCGUCAUAGACAUCAUCAACAUGGAUACCUUUGCUUACGUGGCAGCUUCGUCUGACCUGAGGGGAGGCUUCGACUGGAAUCUGAGCUUCAAGUGGGAGCAACUGAGCCCCGAGGUCAAGGCACAGAGAGUGGACCCCAUCGCUCCCAUCCGGACUCCCAUCAUCGCCGGAGGUCUCUUUGUCAUCAACAAGGCCUGGUUCAACCACCUGGGGAAGUACGACACUGUCAUGGACAUCUGGGGCGGAGAGAACUUUGAGAUCUCCUUCCGGGUCUGGAUGUGUGGGGGCUCGCUUGAGAUUAUCCCCUGCAGCCGAGUGGGACACGUUUUCCGCAAGAGGCACCCCUACGUCUUCCCAGAGGGAAAUGCCAACACCUACAUCAAGAACACAAGGCGGACGGUCGAGGUGUGGAUGGAUGAGUUCAAGCGUUUCUACUAUGCUGCCCGGCCGUCAGCCAGGGGAAAACCCUACGAAGAUGUGCAGAGCCGACUACAGCUGAGGAAGGAACUGAAAUGUAAAUCAUUCCGGUGGUACCUGGAGAACAUCUACCCCGAACUCAGGAUUCCUGUUGAAGCAGAUUCCCUCCCAGCUGUUAUCCGGCAGAGACAGGAAUGUGUGGGGACAGUCAGAGCUCUGGAAGGGGACCAACUAACUGUCACACUUCAGCCCUGCAGCCAAACGGCCAGCCAGGAGUGGACUUUCAGUCACAAGCAGCACAUCAUCCAGCGACAGCUUUGUCUCUCCGUGGCCUCCCUGUUCCCGGCAUCGCAGGUCAUUCUCGCAACGUGCAGUGACGAGGACGCAAAGCAGCGAUGGCAGAAGUCUGGCUCUCGGAUCGAGCACCAGCUGUCUCAUUACUGUCUGGACAGUGAGGUGCUGGGAGGUGCUGAGGACAGCCCGAGGGUCCUGGUGAUCAACCCCUGCGAGGUGGCAGUACUCAGUCAGCGCUGGGUGGUGGCGUAGAGCCGUGGGCAGGCCAGGCAGUGAGCAGCAACGCCCUGAGCCUGUCCCACAGCGAACAUCAACAUCGGCCUCUGGGACAGGAGAUGCACUGAGGUCCAAUCACGGCCCCCACCCCGUCACUGGAUUAAAUCUGGAAAGAGGCAGACUACGGACACGGUUGGAGCAAGAACUCAACCUGGACAGUUUGGGCAAAGACUGGAUCUCAGCCGUAUCAGUUCCUCGCCCAGUUCCUCAGAGCCUUCAGCUGUGUGGGAGAGCGGCGGUAGCCAGUGGGCCUCAGUUUACCACCCGCCCUUCUCUGCUCCUGAGAGGGUGAGGGUGAGGAUAACCUCACCCUUCUCUGCUCCUGAGAGGGUGGGGGUGAGGAUUUACCACCCGCCCUUCUCUGCUCCUGAGAGGGUGGGGGUGAGGAUAACCUCACCCUUCUCUGCUCCUGAGAGGGUGGGGGUGAGGAUUUACCACCCGCCCUUCUCUGCUCCUGAGAGGGUGGGGGUGAGGAUAACCUCACCCUUCUCUGCUCCUGAGAGGGUGGGGGUGAGGAUAACCUCACCCUUCUCUGCUCCUGAGAGGGUGGGGGUGAGGAUUUACCACCCGCCCUUCUCUGCUCCUGAGAGGGUGGGGGUGAGGAUAACCUCACCCUUCUCUGCUCCUGAGAGGGUGGGGGUGAGGAUAACCUCACCCUUCUCUGCUCCUGAGAGGGUGGGGGUGAGGAUUUACCACCCGCCCUUCUCUGCUCCUGAGAGGGUGGGGGUGAGGAUUUACCACCCGCCCUUCUCUGCUCCUGAGAGGGUGGGGUGAGGAUAACCUCACCCUUCUCUGCUCCUGAGAGGGUGGGGGUGAGGAUAACCUCACCCUUCUCUGCUCCUGAGAGGGUGGGGGUGAGGAUUUACCACCCGCCCUUCUCUGCUCCUGAGAGGGUGGGGUGAGGAUUUACCACCCGCCCUUCUCUGCCCCUGAAAGGGUGGGGGUGAGGCCCGCUGUAGUUCUGGUGAAGGUGCCCCCGGGGGCAGCUGGGGAUGGCGUUCUGGGAUGCACACCCAGUGACGUUGGAGGUCUGAGGACUUGGAGAGGAAGUUGAGGGAGUACGGGGCUGAGAGAGCUGUUGGUCACCUGAUGAUGUUUCCAUCUACUGUGGGUUCCAGGUGCGGGAUGGGUCUGUUUCGAACACCCAGAGCACUGUCCAUCCCCAAUUUGUGGAGGAUGUAUCACAACAAACAGGCGGUGGUUUCAGACCAUUCGGAAUGAAGGGGAGUCCGGGGGCUGUCACCCACUCUAAGGAACUGGGUGACGGGAAUGCUGAAUUGGGCUAAAUGCCAAGAGUGCUGGACACUCCAAGGUGUGUCUGUGGGGAAAGAAAGAGUCAAAGAUCCUCCACAGGCGCUGCUACAGCUCAGAUUCCCCAGAGGUGGGAGAGGGGGGCCGGGAGCCAAGCUGAGGUAGUGACUGAGCGAGUGAAAUCCUGUAAACCAGGGACAGUGGGAGGGAUGGGGUACCGGGAGACCAGGGCGCUAGGGGACGGGCACCAGGAGACAGGAGCCUUAGAAACAGACAAUCCUGCAUAUUGGAGAAGGGGGAACAUUGGGGGGCCAUUACUGACAGAGGGAUAGACACCGGCGUGGACACUGGGAGAGGGACAAACACCGGGGAUGGACACUGGGAGCGGGAUAGACACCAGGCUUGGACACUGGAAGAGGAACAAACACUGGGAAUGGACACUGGGAGUGGGAUAGACACCGGCGUGGACACUGGGAGAGGGACAAACACUGGGGAUGGACACUGGGAGUGGGAUAGACACCGGCGUGGACACUGGGAGAGGGACAAACACUGGGGAUGGACACUGGGAGUGGGAUAGACACCGGCGUGGACACUGGGAGAGGGACAAACACUGGGGAUGGACACUGGGAGUGGGAUAGACACCGGGGGUGGACACUGGGAGAGGGACAAACACUGGGGAUGGACACUGGGAGUGGGAUAGACACCGGCGUGGACACUGGGAGAGGGACAAACACUGGGGAUGGACACUGGGAGUGGGAUAGACACCGGGGGUGGACACUGGGAAAAGGACAAACACUGGGGAUGGACAAUGGGAGUGGGAUAGACACCGGGGGUGGACGCUGGGAGCGGGAUAGACACCGGGGGUAGACACUGGGAGAGGGACAAACACUGGGGAUGGACACUUGGAGAGGUACAGACAGUGGGGGAAUGGACUAGGUGAGGGACAGUCUCUAUGAGAGGGAUGGAUACUGAGGGACGAACUCGGAGGUUGGGGUUACUGGGUGACAGGACAUGGGGACGCUAUUGGAGGGAGACAGUGGGGGAACGGGCACUGGGGGAUGGGACAAACCGGGCCAUGGUCUCCUGCUGCCCUGAUCCGGGGCAAAUGAAAGUGUGAGGGGCAGCGAGCGAGCAGCUGCGGUGUGGGACGUCGGGACCGAUUGCAGACCGGAUAUACCCCGUGUUUGGUGACAGUAAACUGCAAUG